AUGGAGUGGGCGAGGGCCGCCGCCGCUGGCGCAGGCGGCUUGGCGCACCUGGGGACGCUCUGGUACGGGCAGCGCUGCACCUGCCAGGUGGACUUGGGCGAGGGCUUCUCGGUUGACCGCGAGCUGCUUCGCCUGCUGGAGGGCCAAGUGCAGCGGUGCGGGCCUGCCAACCUGACGGUGCCGGCGCCUUGCCCGCCGCCCGAGUGCACGGGACAGCCUGUCUUGGUGGUGCUGCUGGUGGCGGUGCUCGCCCUCCUGCUGGACUUCGCGGCCGCUUCUGCCGGCGCGUGGUGGUGGCUCCGCCGCUGGGAAGCUCGUGAGGCCGAGGGGCCGCUGCACCAGGCCGAGAGCCUGCGCCUGCAGGCGGACGGCGCCAAGCUCGCGGAGCAGGAGCGGCGCGACCUGGGCCUCGAGGGCAUGCCGCCGCUGCCGCCGCCCGCGGAGGCGCCGCCCGCGCUGGCGCUGGAGGGCACUGCCCACCCCGAGGAGGGUGAGUGGCGCUUCUUAGAGACGCGGGGGGAGGCGCGCCUGGGCGAGCUGGUGGGCUUUGCUGCGCUGGAGGCUGGCUGCUGCCAAGGAGAUCGCGGGGUCGCGAAUGUCGGCGACGCGUUCGUCUCCUGCGCCUUCUUCAGGCCCGGCGAGCAGAUGCCGACCCCUCGAGCUGAAGGCCGUCGCGAUGAGCCGCCGCGUGAGCUGAGGACGCUGCCGGCGAAGUACGAGACGUCGAAUCGUCGACAUCGUUCGUGCAAGGAGGCGGCCUCGCUCACCACUACCACGGCUUUCGACGACUGGCCAAUCAGCGGCCCCCGGACGGCGGAGUGGCUGGCGCGCGAGAUCGCCCGUCGGGAGCUGACGCCUGCGCCUGUGAGGAGGCACUUCUGGUGGCGGCAGCCCCUCGGCCUCGGCCCCAGCGUCUGGGGCGUCGGGGAGCACGAGGCGCUCAGCAGGCUGUUUGAGUGCGCCCUGAAGUACGACCAGCUCAACUUCGGAGAGCUCGCUGCGCUGGAUUUUGCUGGGCGCCGCCAUCAGCUGCUGGAGGAGAGGCGCGCGCGCGCGCGGGUUGCUGCCGCCGCCGGUGGCGACAGCGGACACCUUGACGACGACAUGCUCUUCGUGGGAGAGGAGGGCCGACACGGUCGCGCGCUCGUGGCCCCCGCCUUGGGCCCUUGGAUCUCGCACAAGCUAUCGGAGGAGAGCGCGGUGCUGACGGAGCGCCGCAUGGCGAUGGAGGAGCGCCAGCUGGCGCGCUCCACGGAUGCGACCCCUAGUGCUGGGAGCGGCCAGAACGACGACAAGCCCCACAAGUGUCGAGCUGCCGCCGGCAGCGUACCGACAGCGGAGACGUCCAGGGUCCCGCCGUCUCCCGACAGUACCGCGGAGGGUCAUUAUGCCGAGGGCGGGGACUGGAACGAUUGGUGGCAGAGGGCGAGUUCCGCCUGGGACAGUGGGGGAAGAGGCCUCGACGCAGGCCUGUCCAAGACGGCACCGACAUACGAGCUGCUCAAGACCGACGGCUACAGAGUCUUUCGCCGAAAACUGGAGGUCUUCGAGCGUUGCUGCAGGAAGCGCGGCACCACCGCUAUCAGCGAGGGCGCGUUCUUGAUCAUGAACUCGCUGCAGGGUGAGGCCGCGGAGGCUACGGAGGACAUCGACCUGGAUCAGCUGGAGUCCGAGGGCGCCUUCAAGCCGCUGUUCCAGGUCCUCGACGAGCAUUACAAGUACGACAACCAGACCGAGCUGCCGGCCCGCACAGAUCAGUUUUUCGGCAAGUUCGCUCGCCAGGAUAAGGAGACGAUGAAGCUAUACUGCUUGCGUCACAAACGAGAGCUGAGGAAGCUCAAGGAGGUCGGCAUGGAGAUUCCCGACAUGCUGGCGGGCUGGCACCUCCUCUCACGAGCGGCCGUCCCACCUUCGGGCGCCGCCCAGGUGCGAAGUCAAUGUGCCAGUGGCCUCAGUUGGAUGAGCGUGAAGAAGGCCCUACUCGAUGCAUAUGGAGCCGAAGCCGUACCCGACAAGCGCGACGUGAAACGAGUUGAGAGGAUGCUGGUCGGGCAGGGUCACAAGGACGACGUGCACUACACGAACGACUACGAGUGGGAGCGAGGCCUGAGCUACGAAGACUCAUACCUGGAGGAGGAAGAGUACGAUUACGACGAAUACGAAGAGUACGACGCUGAAGAGUACGAGGAAGAGGCCGACGUCGCCGAGGAGCUGCCGCAGGACGUGGAAGAAGCCCAGAUUGCGUGCGACGAGGCCUACCUCAGUUUCGUGGAUGCGAAGAGGCGCGUAGCGGAGAUCGCCAAGUCGAGAGGGUUUUACCCGAUCGUAGUUGUCGCGCCUGACAACAACUUUCAACACGGCAAGGGCGCGUCGCGCCCCGCCAAGCCGGCGGGCGGCAAGGGCAAGGGCCGCAGCAAAGGCAAAGGUAAAGGCAAGGGCACCGGCUCGCGCCAGGUGUUCAGGCCGAAAGUGAACAUCUUCAAUAGGCGGCGCGAGCAGGGGGGCUAUCUCAUGCUCCAGAGCAGCCAGCGCCACCUCUUCAAACGCUGGCAGUCGUGCCAGCGACCGACCUCUCCUCCGACGCAGUCGCCGAGCUGCCUGUCCGAUCUGGGCACUCGUUUCAUUGCCGCAUCCUACGGCUUCCACAAGUAUUGCGAGAGCGUCAUCCACGAGGACAUGCAGAAUGAGCUUGCAGAGGGGCGGCAACAGGUUCUGAUGGGCAUAUCCUGCCACCGGGUCCGCAGCGACGCCACGAACAGCAACGUGUGGAGGAAGUCGAAGCUCCACGCUGGCUGCCAAUGGAAAUACUUCAGUACCAUCACGAAGUUGAACCAAGUGUGGAGGGAGCUCGCCAGCGACAUGUUCAACGCGUGGAGGAGCCAGGACCCCAAGCUUGAGGAGCAGUCCCAGCACAGGCUUCGAAUGGGCAGGUGGCGCAAGGACGCAAUGUCCGCUGUCCACGACGUGGUUUUCUGGCGCGUGGUCGACAUUGCGGCGCUUGCUUCAGCUCCACUGGAUCACGUGCAACAUUUUCUGCAACGCAGCCCCUCGCAGGACGAGGUCCUGCACCACGGCGGGCUGUGGGCGCGUUUGGUUUACAGCCAUGGGUACGCUGGCAAGUGCGAGAAGGGCGAUGGUUCGAUACAUGGUGAGUUCACGGCAGUUCUGACAGACACGAACUGGAAGGCCAUCGCCAACGACGCGGCCGACCUGCCACCGACUGCGAAUGUCAGAGCAGGCUCCCUUAUUCGCUAUGUUGGUUCGCGUUCCGAGUUCCAGGAGUCCGUUGCCAACGUCGACAACAACUUGCCCAAGACGUGCUUGCUGUGGCACGUGACAACUCGAUGGAUCUUGAGAUCAAUUGCAGGAAGCUUCUACAUUUUUUCCCUGACGACUUCCGCCAGGCAGCAGAAGGUGGUCUUUGCGGCCAAGGUGGACAGCUUGGUCGAGGAAUUGCUCGGCGGAGCGUCUGGUAGGGUCGGGCGCGGAAUGUCGAGUAGCCCUGGUGGCCACAUGCACACGUUGACGAAGAAUUGCGGCAUGGAGUUCAUCACGAAGAAAAACCGAUGGAUCACGCCCACGGAGCUUUUCCUGCUGCACGCUUUCCCAGUGCGCCCGGAACUUGCAGAUCCUCAAGGCAUGGCUUUCGUAGCAACCAGUUUAGCGGUGCGUCGCGCCGACCGGCGCCGGAACGCGAUGCUCGACCAGGAGCUGCUGUACGCCCCAGACAUCCCCAUCGAACGACGCUUCCCGAACACAGCUGGGGUCGUGCGGCUUCAAAAGCUCAGGACUUGCUACGAGGUGUACAGACCAGGCGCCAAGGACGCGAUGGCGGUCGCGUGGCACGGAAAAGCCAAGACCGCCUCGCAGCUGCUGGCUCUGCAGGCUAUGCUGGCGGGAGUGGCCCUCGGCUCCUGUGGUUUUUCCAAAGAUCCAUCGCGUGGCGGGCCCGACGUCUGUGGCGGCCGCCCCAGCAAUGAGCGCAGCUGGAAGUUGGAGGAGGCGCUCUACGGCGGAGGCGCGGCGCUCCUGUGGCUCGCCGCGGCCCUCACCCUCGCGUCGGGCGGCCAGUACGCUCGCGCCCUCAUGCGGGCAUAG
Prorocentrum cordatum is the source of this 4098-nucleotide messenger RNA. The record is from the annotation of a GenBank genome assembly. Lineage: Eukaryota; Dinophyceae; Prorocentrales; Prorocentraceae.